AGAAUGACGACAGGAUAAGUGCCUUAAAUGGAAUGCGGAUGUGAUUCUACGAGCAUAAAAGCCGAACAAACUCUUAAAAUGUGAAAAGUAAAGAAAAUAUGGGAAAGAAAUUAUUUCAUGGGCCCUAGUUUCUUUUCUGGCCAUGGUGCUGAAUCCACACAGAUACGCGGCAGCUUUGGAUCCCAGGGAGGAUCGACAUGCACGAGCAGGAUGUCUCAUGGCAGCGACAUUCUUCCUACCUUUACUCGCCAACAAACUCAAUUCCGUGGUUCUUUUCAGCGCCUUCUUCAUCUACAUUGGAUUGAUUGUGCCAUUGCUUCUCAGCUACAUAACCCUCGGAAGUUUGUUCCACGGACUAAAAGCCAUUAUCAACCUCGACACUACAGUGGAUGACGAAGGAUCCGAUUGGAAAACUUUGGUGAUGUUCUUCAUGCUAGCAGAAAAAUACUUUUGCCCGAAGGAUCGCCUUGCGUGCCUCUACGCUUUGUUAUUUUACACCAUCUUGGCUUAUUUGAAGAAAUCUCUCAAGCCCGGUAACCUUAUUUCGGGCAAAAAUGUGGAUCGCGUAAAAAACCUUGCACACUCGCCAAUGGAGCCAAGUAUUCCAGACGAGUUCAGUAACCGACUUGCUGCGCAUGACAUCGACGUUUCUCGCCGUGCGCCUGGGCAAAGCAGUCGCCACAACUGCGGUGCUCAUGAUGUUCACCAUGCAAUUCAAUGA
Notodromas monacha is the source of this 721-nucleotide messenger RNA. NCBI's taxonomy places the organism in Eukaryota, Metazoa, Arthropoda, Ostracoda, Podocopida, Cyprididae. The record is from the annotation of a GenBank genome assembly.